This is a messenger RNA of Carcharodon carcharias (great white shark), 1044 nucleotides long. RefSeq names its product membrane progestin receptor beta-like. Gene Ontology annotation, molecular function: steroid binding; nuclear steroid receptor activity. The record is from RefSeq and is a predicted model, not a curated record. The coding region runs from base 1 to 1044 and encodes 347 amino acids. Gene Ontology annotation, cellular component: plasma membrane. Gene Ontology annotation, biological process: response to steroid hormone. The transcript has a single exon. Lineage: Eukaryota; Metazoa; Chordata; Chondrichthyes; Lamniformes; Lamnidae.
AUGGCUGGCAGUGUCCUUGAGAGGCUUAGCACCAUCACCAUUAACCCUCAGCAGAUUCUGGAGGAUGUCCUGCCAAGGAUCCCCAGCACCGUGCGUGAGACUGAUGUCCCCAAACUCUUCCGGGAGCCUUACAUCCACAGUGGCUACCGGCUGGUGGAACAGGAUUGGAAAUACUACCUGCUCAGCCUCUUCCAGCAACACAAUGAGGCCCUCAACGUCUGGACUCACCUGCUGGCUGCCCUGGUGCUCCUGAUCCGAUUCCGGGCAUUCCUGGAGACAACCUCGCCAUUCCCAACCGUCUACGGCUUACCGCUAUACUUCUUUGUCAUUGCUUGUGUAACCUACCUGUCCUGCAGUGUCCUGGCCCAUCUCUUCCAGUCCAAGUCGGAGCUGGCCCAUUACUCCUUCUACUUCCUGGACUACGUUGGCGUGGGUGCCUAUCAGUAUGGCAGUGCCCUGGCACAUUACUACUACUGCACAGAGCCUGAGUGGUACCAGCUGAUUCGCCACUUCUUCCUGCCCACUGCAGCUUUCCUGGGCUGGUUCUCCUGUAUGGGCUGCUGUUUCUCUAAGAUCCACUUCCAACGCCCUUACCCGAUCAACCGUAAAGUCUGUCAGGUGGUGCCCGCCUUUCUGGCCUACGUGCUGGACAUCAGCCCCAUUGUGCACCGGAUUGCCACCUGCUGGACCGUGGGCUGCACUGACCAGGCCGUCUGGUACCACACCUGGCAGAUUGUCCUGUUUGUCGUAGCAUCCGGCUUCUUCUCCUACCCCGUGCCGGAGAAGUAUUUCCCGGGAAGCUUCGACAUCGUGGGACACGGCCACCAGAUAUUCCACGUCUUCCUGGCUCUCUGCACGCUGGCCCAGCUGGAGGCUGUGCUGUUGGACUACAGGAACCGGCGCGAGAUGUUCUUUGACCGGGGUGAUAAAGACACUGUCUACGCUUCCUGCAUUAGCUUCAUCCUGCUGCUCUUGUGCAGCAGCUUCUCAGCUCUCUACCUGCGGGGAAUCAUCAGGCGCAAGCUCGACAAGAGAGGGCACUGA